GAUCGAACCGGCGACCUUCUGGUCACGAGGCUGGAUCCCUGACCUAAAUAAUUGUCAUUAACAAUUUAAUUGUCUUUUCUUAUUUAUUGUCUACAGUUAUGAAAGUGCAAACCUAAAAUUGGCAAAUUGGCUGAUUAGCCACCUAAACAUCCCCACUAGCUGUGUUUACUUAUUAGAUAACACUGGUUGUUGCUUCAGUCGAAGCAAAACACACACAAACGUCCACAGUUACACACAAUAACAUACAAGUUCUUCUUCAUGAGAGUGAAAAUAUAUGCAGGACCCUCACGCGGUCAGCCCACACGCGGUCAGCCCUCACGCGGUCAGCCCUCACGCUAAAACCGUCUGAAUUAGAGCUACACCGCUUUAUGUUUGAGCUCAGUGAACGAAUGAACCUGCUGCUGCUUUCAUUUGCGUUUAUUCCCCUCAGCCCAGCACCACCCGAUUCACAGUGUGGCCUGAUGUGACUGUGAAAUCUAAGAAGUGUGAAAAAUGAGAGCAGUCAUUUAUAAUCAGUCAGUAAAUAAUCAGUCUUCCUAAAUAACUGCAGUCUUCCUAAAGAACUGCAGUCUUCCUAAAGAACUGCAGUCUUCCUAAAUAACUGCAGUCUUCCUAAAGAACUGCAGUCUUCCUAAAUAACUGCAGUCAUCCUAAAGAACUGCAGUCAUCCUAAAGAACUGCAGUCAUCCUAAAGAACCGCAGUCAUCCUAAAGAACCGCAGUCUUCCUAAAGAACCGCAAUCCUAAAGAACCGCAGUCUUCCUAAAGAACCGCAGUCUUCCUAAAGAACCGCAGUCUUCCUAAAGAACCGCAGUCAUCCUAAAGAACCGCAGUCAUCCUAAAGAACCGCAGUCAUCCUAAAGAACCGCAGUCAUCCUAAAGAACCGCAGUCUUCCUAAAUAACCGCAGUCAUCCUAAAGAACCGCAGUCAUCCUAAAGAACCGCAAUCCUAAAGAACCGCAGUCUUCCUAAAGAACCGCAGUCUUCCUAAAGAACCGCAGUCAUCCUAAAGAACUGCAGUCUUCCUGAAGAACUGCAGUCAUCCUAAAGAACUGCGAUGAAGCACUGAUGUAAUGAUUGUGAAAGGCCCCGGUGAGCGCGUACUCGGUAGGACCGCUCGAUGGGUUGGAGAAAUGGUUGGAAUCCUCCAGAUCUUCAGUCCGUUAUAAUGAGAAACGUAUUUCCUCUGUUAAUAGAGACGUGGCUGUAAAACUUUCCUGGAUUACUGGCUUGUUCCGUGUAGUUCUCAUGUGCUGUGCGUGAAGUAAUGUGAAGUCACUGUUGGCAGUUUUCUCAGAAAUAUGGGCUUUUAAAGAAAGAUGCAGCUUCCAUUGACUGUAGAUCUACAGCCAGUUUCAGAAUCUAAGUACUGCAGUGAAACCACCGGCAUCCUCACUGCAGUGCAUUAAAAUUAAAGAAUAAUUUCAGCUUUAAAUUAAAAUUGUGAGAUUGUGUGUGUUCAGUUCCCUUUGGGGUCUAUCACAAGAUAAUAGCGCAUUGGAGAAAUGCUGUGCCAUGAUAUUGAUGUAUUACACUUUCUAAAACACGCCCACCCACCCUUCUAAGCCGCUUCUCCUGCUGGGUUGUGGGGGGUGCUGGGCCUGUCCCAGCGGUUGUCGGGCAGAAAGCAGGAUAUACCCUGGACAGGUCACCAGUCCAUGGCAGGCAGGUAGACAGACAGGCAGGUAGACAGGCAGGACAUUUUGAUGAUCUAAGCUCUGUGGACGUACUGGGAGCUUCCUGCACUGUAUCUUCCUUUAGAAGCAGAUAUUUCACCAAAACUGUUUCAGAAACUCUGAACACUGAGGAGCAGCUGAGAAGUGUUUAUUAGGCGAGACGUCGCGCUGUUUCUGUAAUGUUACGCUCGUUUUGUCCCAAGCUUCACAGAUGUUUUACAGAACCCAGUAAUCCCGGAAAUCAAGACUGGAAGAGUAUGAAGUCUCAUAUGCAGAAUGAGCAGAAAAUUGGGGAUGUAAUGUAAUUAAUUUCCUCAAUUUGGUCAAAUUUUCUAUGCAGAACAAAUUAGUGGAAGGAAAAUGUGCUCAGUUACUGUUAAUAUUUCCAUUUUCAGUUCAUUAAAGCUUUCAGGAUUAUAAAAUGUAUUUGCAGUAUUUUUUUAAAGUUUGUACUUGAAUGAAAUUUGGUUUAUAGUGUCCGAGUCUGUUGCUGUAGCACACGCUGAUUUAAACACACACGAACAAGCUAAUCCAGGCCAACAACACGCUGCAAUGUGUCGUAUGUUUUUACAUCCCUGCUUUUAUAGCUAUGUGUUGUGGCUGAUUGCAGAUGUGCCAAAUUGACAGAUUAGAUAAACAGUGCCAGUUCCAGUGCGGUCAGGACGCAGAAACGCUCCCAGGCACUUCAGCAGCAGUCGUCAGUGACGUUUCCCCUUCCACAAGCAUCCCUCCUCUUGUGGAGGGUCAGGUACGAUGCUUCUUAAGGGUCACAGUAAGCAGAGUGCUGUGGACAAUAAGCAAGCCUCCCCCGCUGACCCUGGUCCGCUUGCGAUGGUGGGGCGAGUCGACCGGUGGGACGCUCUUCUGUCCCAGAGACGGGGCCCACGCUCGACAGAAAGAUGUGAAGUCCACAAGCCGCUUUCCAGUCCGAUGUGGACCCAAGCAGUUCACCUCGUAUUUGACAGAUAUGGGCUCCUUGGUGUUGGAUGUUCUUACCAAGCCUGAUCACUUACCUGUAGCACGGGUUCAGAUAGCUGGGAUUGCUGGACUGUCGCUUUCACAUUCCAUCAAUGGGUUUUUUACCCUUGUUUCACCAACAUCUGAAAAACUCGGGGAGCUUCAGGUCACGCUGGCCCUCGAGCCACUGACAGAAACUUAUGACAGCAGCAGCUCGGUGCCAACCACAGAUAUGAGCAUUGACGCCGCAUUGUCUGCUCCUGGACUAAUAUCUGACCAAAACAUGCAGGUGCCUCCAUUGUCCCACUAUGGACAAAGCAAAAGUGGGAAAGAGUCAGUUGGAGGCAGUUCCAACAGCACACCGAGAGGGAAGGACCACCUGUACUUUCAAGAAAGGGGAAACCUCCCCGUCAGAAGGCGGUCACCCCCGAGGCCAGAUGAUAUUAUGCUGCACCAAAAACCAUCGUUUGGUGGAUCUCGUGCUGGAGCAGGAGCUGCCGGUACCGCAGGUGUGCAGGAGAAAAGUGAACCAGAUGCCCACAAAGCCUCAGGAGACAAUCGGGCAUCUGUUGAUCUUCUCUCUGUUCUUCUUGAGCGUGGUAGCAGGCUUAGAAAUGCCAUGGUGGUUUCGGCGCUGAAGUCCGACAUGGAUCCCGACAUUCUGAAAGAUUCUGCUUUGCCUCUGCCAAGAGACAACAUUGGUGCUGCUCCUUUACUGCCACUACUGCCCUCAUCAGGGCAUUUGCUACAGAACAUCCUCCACCCAGACCUCCAGCACUCAUCUCAGGACCCUGAUCUCCUUAGGCCAGAGUAUAAUGCAGAUACUCAUGAUGCAGCUGUGGAUCUGCUGCUGGGAAGCGUAAAUGGUUCUGUGCUUCCCGUAUGGGAUGGAGAUGGUUCCCCGCCAGGCUCUCUCUCGGGUUGCAGCAGUGUGCUCCUGGAUAGUGAACUUGGUGAUCCACAGUAUGACCAGAGCCUUCUGGAGAACUUGUUUUACAAAACACCAAAGUCUGACAGCUGUUUGGGUGCAAGAGAAGAUGAUUAUGAGAGGAAACCAAGCUCGGAAAAAAAUAACAGUUCAGAUGCUGGGCAGCAUGGGGGACCUAAAGAUGUGUUCCCUGGACUCAGCGUCGAUAGGAUUGCACUUCUUGGAAGCAUCCGCUUGGCCAGAGUUAUCAUCCUUCAGUUAACAGUGCCCACAGACUGUAACAUACCAAGGAAGCUCUCAGGGAAAGGAAGACCACCUCGACCUCUUACUACCAAGAAAUGCUCAUAUUUUGUGGAAUAUCUCUUUCCACUACCACUUACUACUAAUGAAGCGGGGAUGGCAGCGCCUGCGGAGGUCACACGAGUUGUCUCCAGUAAAGCUGUGGAAGGAGUGGUGCACUUUCAGCAGCGGAGUGUCUUUCCAGUGCACUUCAGUGGGCCCACUAUUAAACGAUGGUGGGACACAAGUCUCACAUUCAAAGUGUACUGCAGGAAAAGCUAUCAAAAGAAACCUGUUCCCAUAGGAAUAGCCAUGUUCCCCUUACGCACUUUACUUGAGAGUGACCGGCUGACUAUCACCACUGCUCUUCCUGUCCAAAAGUUGGACUCGGGCGCAGACAUACAGGAUGUUGGGCCUCUCAAGGUCUCGUUUGAGCUGGCAGCAGACAAGAAAGACUUCUCCUCCAAAAGCAAAUCAGGAAAGACGGCAUUGAUACCAGGGGCGUCUCCACGGAAAGCUCCUGCCCCUGACGUUUCUACUGGACCACAGAUUGAUGAGUGCGGUGUAGACUUUCCACCUAUCUUUGAGAGUGACCGCAGAAGAGACCCCUCGCCCUCAGCGGUUCCUCAAGUCCAGAAUAUCCUGAUGCCCCGAACUGGGCCUCAGUCCACUUCCCCCCGAAGCAGAGUCCAAAACUCGCCCCAUAAACUCUCUCAGAGCGCAGAGGAGGAAGAGAGUGACAUUUUGCUUCAUACUCUGCUCGUGGUGCCAGAUGGGAAGGAUUUCAGCUGCGCACCCAUGCAGCCCAAUGUCUACUUAAACUGUAAGCUGUUUGGAUCUGAGGAGACAACACGGUCUGUAGUCAGCUGGGGUCGUGUGCAGCCGACUUUCAACUUGGUUCAGGUUGCGCCAGUGACACUCAACUCCCGACUGUUGGAGAGGAUGAAAAAUAAUGUGAUGGUCAUAGAAGUUUGGCUCCGAGCAAGUACCUCUGAUAAUGAUAAACUGCUUGGGCUGGUCAAACUACCCCUUCACCAGUUCUACAUGUCAUUCAGAGACCCCAAGAUUUCCCAGCUGCUCCUGAAGGCUCAGUAUCCAGUGUUGGCAGUGGACAGCUACAUGCCGGUAGUGGACAUCUUCACAGGUGGGACUCGUGGGAGCCUGAGGGUGUGCCUGGCCAUGGGCCUGGCUCAGCAGAUCACAGCUCUCCAACGCAUGAGAGAUGAGGAACUGACCUCUGUAUCUCAGCUGCCCAGACCUGUCCACUUGCUGGACCACAGACCCACUCCAGACAUGAAGGCGAAUGAUGCUCCUCCUCCUGAGGCUCUGAGUGAGCAUGUGUUUCUGGUCAGGGUCGAGAGGGUGAAGGGACUGACGCCACUACAGUCCACUGUAUGGGGAGAAGCAGACUGCUACGUCCAGUACGCAUUUCCCGCUCAGGAGGAGGACGCCAGUGAGGACGUCGACCCACAUGUUGUGGAGAGCAGUGUAAAUCUGAAGUCAUGGCGAACUGCUACCACGCUGUGUGUGCCUGAUCCUGUGUUUGGACACUGCGAGACCCACGCGCUUUUGACACCCCCUGCUGUUCCAGUACAGAGACUGCUGCUCAGCUGUCUAGCCAGCCGGGGUCCCAGCAGCGGGGGAGGAAUCCAGUUUGAAGUGUGGUGCAGGUAUUACUACCCGAAUGUUCGAGAGCAGCUGGUAGCCAGAGGGGUUCUGCCUGUGGCCAAGCUGUGUGCCAUGGUGACGAUGCAGAGACGGGGCCAAACGGAGGCCCAGCUUUUCUCCCUCCCACUGAUACCAAGAACUGACCGGCCUGCCGAUGUCCAGCCUCAGCCCUCAGGGCUACUUGACGUGAGUGUCCAGUACAAGACACGGCCAGUGAGGAGUCGUGGUUUGAAGAGUGGCGCUGUGGCGUCCCGUGUGGUGAACCUGGUUGUGCAGGUGCACAGAGCCACUGGACUGCAGGCUGCAGCGCGAGCUCUAGCACUGCAGUACUACUCCGAGGUAGGGGUCAACUCCUUCGUCACCGUGCAGCUGUCCUUGCUGUCGGAGAGGGAGAGCCGGAGCACGCGUGUGGCCGGCAAGAGCUUCUGCCCAGACUUUGAGCAUCAUGCAGAGUUCUGCUGUCAGCUGCUGGUGCAGAGGGACACAGGCGAAAGUGUGAGUCUGGCCGAGCUGCUGCAGGAGGCUGCGGCAGUCUUCACCGUCUACAACAGAGACAUGCGCAAGGUGGAUACAUCAAGACCUAAGGACAGUGUUUUGGGCUCGGUGAGAAUUCGUCUAGCAGACCUGCUCCGUAAAAGAACAGGCAUAUCUGGCUGGUUCGGUCUUUCUCCUCCGCCGAACAUGUCGUCACAGUGCAGCCUAACCUCAGUCGGGGGUCUUGAGCUCUCCAUCCACUUUGCCCAUCACACAGACAGAGAGCGAGUCCUCAGUUCAGCCAGGCUCAUGGGAUGGGACGCUGAUGGAGACAGUGAAGAAGAGGAAGCUGAAGAGGAAAGAGACUUUUCUUUAGAGACAUGCCAGUCAAUGGUGUUUUCGAUCUCCAUGCCAAGAGCCUGGCUGCCUGUCCAUUGCCUGCUGCUGCCAGGUCACAGCGAGCUCCAGCGAUCUACCUACUGUUAUUACAGAUACAAACUGUAUGACCAGGAGGCCUUCUGCUCCGAGCUGAAACACCCAGCCCUGGGGGGGGGCGAGGAGGACUCUGACUCAAGCCUGGCCACAGUGGCAUUUCCAGGUAACUGGACCAUUGAGCUGAGGAGGAGUCGGCCCCUGCGCUGGUACCUGAGGGAGGAGAAGCUGGAGGUGCAGCUUUGGGUCUGCUUUGGGAAGGAGAAAAGAGUAAGGCCUCAUGACUCCGAUCGCCUCGUGGGAUCAGCCUUCAUGGAUCUUUCAGCGCUGGCAACGGCUUCAAAGCGCAAGCAGACAAUAAGUGGUGUGUACCCUUUGUUUAAGCGUUCUGCUGCUGAUCUUGGUGGAGCCGCACUAAGAGCCCACAUCACUGCCACCACAGUGUCUGCCCCACCCUCAGGCCCAGGCUUCACUGAGGAGGAGGACCAUCUCAACAACCCAGAAGAAGAAGUGGAGGAAAGAGAUGGACAGUCCUGUGGUCCGGACAGUGGGUCAAGACGGUCUCGCGUCUCUAGCAGACAGCACACCAAACCAGCCAUGAGCUCAGAGCCAGCAGCUCCAUCCCUUGGUACUGAGCUUAGCGAUGACGACUCCUUCACGGCCACUGUCAGUGUGGAGAGAGCCAUGCACCUCAGUUUGAAAGGAUGUCCUCUAGCUGAACGUAGUGGUGGUCUCCCCAGCUGCUGUGUCUCUUACGCCACAGCUGAUGCCUCAGGUACAGCGAGCACAGAUGUUGUGCGGGACAGUGACUGCCCUGUGUGGGACCACCAGCAGGAAUGCAGGCUUUCAAAGGAGCUGCUUGUGGAUCCGCAGCAGUCACUGGUAUUCAAAGUCUGGCACAAAGGAGCAGACAUGGAGCGAGUAAUAGGCUUCGCUUCAGUGGACCUGUCCCCACUUCUCUCAGGCUUUCAGUCCGUGUGUGGCUGGUACAACAUCACAGACUUCAGUGGACAGUGUCAGGGGCAGCUCAAAGUGUCCGUGUCUCCUCUGACGGGUGUGCAUGAGCUCCGGGCUCAGAGACAGGCUCUCUGUGAAAACACUACCACUGACUCCAGCUCUCUGUUUAGUGCCUUGCCACUGUAUUAUCAAACCACAGCUGUGUACAGCAACUUCCCCAGCCAUAUCAGUCGGUUUUCUGAGCAGAGGAUCAGCACUCCUCCGGAACACCUGGACAGACUGUUCUCCGCCAGGUCUAGUGUGACUGAUCGUCACGAUGAGCACAUGGACAACAUUCGCCGGUUCCAUCAUGCCCUGCAGGAGGCUGAGAGCGCCCCACUGCCAUCCUCUGCUGGAGAUGCCCACCCGUCCACCUCUGUCCUCUUCUCAGCCCUCAGGAAAAACCUCAGUGAACUGGAUGAUAUCCAAAAGUACUUCAGUCGCAAGUUGUCCACUCCAGUGUUUUCAGGGCUGGGCGAGCAGGGCCGAGGCUCCGGGCAGGAGGCGCACAGAGACUCUGAAACGGGCUCUGCUCAUCUUCUGCUCAAGUCCAACCAACUGGUGGGAGAAGUCAACAAAAUUAUUAGAGGUUUAAGGGAACAUCAGACUGAAGCAGCAUCUUCAAACGCUUGGCAGAACCCGUCCACACCUGCUCAAAAGGACGGUAAUGUUUUCUCUGCUGUGGAUCGUUUAACACUUGCGGAGUCGGAAAGCUGCGACACGGAGAUCUGCUCUCCGAAAGAGCUAGAGAGCAGAACGGAAGGCAUCUCACGCCUCACCACUCCUACUUCAGAAGAACCUCGCCAUUCCCCUGUCCCUGAGGCUGACGAGGUGCACCAGUCCUGUCCCUACCACCAGGGCAACCGGUCAAGUGAUGAAGAGGAUGGGCGUAAACAAGAGAAUGAAGCAUUAGAGGAGGAGGAAGAAGAAGAAGAAGAACAGUUUGAGGAGACGUUGGUAGAACCUCGACCGCUGAACGAGGUCACCUCGGUCACAGACAGGACCAGCCCCUGGACUAGUGUGCUGUCCGAUCCCGAUCUCAGCUCGUUGGAGAGUCUGGAGGUGGUGGAGCAGCCACUCUGGAACUGUCCCAGCAUUUCAGAGAAGAAGAGAGACGGUGCAGCUGCUCCCUCACAGCCUUUUACUGCUCGGUCUCCUGAUGACUCUGAGUUUUCUGAUGAUUUUGAAUCCGGUGAGGAUGCAGAGGCAGCUAGAGAUGUGCAGAGUGUUUGUGACGAGCGCAGUGAUGAACAGGAGACUUUUGCUGAUGGUCUGCAUGAGGAUUCUGCUCAGGGCACCAGGCAGAUAGCAGGUCAUGAGCAGCAUGACACGUCUGACUCUGAAGAAGACUCACCACAACCUUCCAGCAAGGCAUUUAGCACAGAGGCAAGCAGUGGUGAAGGUGAUGACGUGAAAACAAAACCCUCUGAAUCUGUAGAGAUUCCAAACUUCUUCCUUCCAUCUCACCACUUGGAGGCUUCUAUGAGAGCUUUGCGUUUCGCUCCUGUCUUCCCUUCAGCUUCCUCUGAUGCAGAGAAUACGCCGUCUGAUGUUCCGUAUCAUAGAGUGACUCGGCCGAGGCCCAACAUCCCUCCGUCAUCAGCGAAGAGAGAAGAAACCAAAAGAAUAGCGAAAAUAUUCGCUUCACAUUUUACAGAGGAACGUUAGCAGUUUUAUACUUUUCACUCUUGCCUUUUUAUGUUUGUGUAUAUUUGUUUAAUUAUUUGGUGUUUUUUUUAUUUAUUUAUUUGAUUUAAUAAUGUCCAAAGUUCAGACAUAGUAGCUGGGUAAUGUGAUGAAUAAGUAAGGCUGUUUGUUUGCGGUAUGAAUGUGUUAAUUGUAUUUUUCUAAAUAAAGAAAUUUGCGUUUGUAGGA
Messenger RNA from Pygocentrus nattereri (red-bellied piranha), 9284 nucleotides. RefSeq names its product C2 domain containing 3 centriole elongation regulator (gene c2cd3). The record is from RefSeq and is a predicted model, not a curated record. Lineage: Eukaryota; Metazoa; Chordata; Actinopteri; Characiformes; Serrasalmidae. Gene Ontology annotation, biological process: cilium assembly; centriole elongation. The transcript is spliced from 35 exons. Gene Ontology annotation, cellular component: centriolar satellite; centriole. The coding region runs from base 2286 to 9077 and encodes 2263 amino acids.